Desarmillaria tabescens is the source of this 1813-nucleotide messenger RNA. Its product is annotated as metalloprotease. The record is from RefSeq and is a predicted model, not a curated record. Lineage: Eukaryota; Fungi; Basidiomycota; Agaricomycetes; Agaricales; Physalacriaceae. The transcript is spliced from 11 exons. The coding region runs from base 1 to 1764 and encodes 587 amino acids. Gene Ontology annotation, molecular function: metalloendopeptidase activity; zinc ion binding.
AUGCGCACUUUCGCUACCAACUUUUUCUCUACCGUAUUCCUUGCUGUACUCCUUGUCAAGGCUGCGCCCAGCCCAGCCUAUUCAAAGGGCUCUACUCACCAAGUCAAGACCAUCGGUCGCGACUUGAAGGUCGAGAGCUACCAUCCGACGGCGUCAUAUAAGACUUAUGGAGAAGGGAAGGAGGUCGCCUCGUUCGUUAACGGUGACCUACAGACAUCUACCAUUUCCUUUGUCGCCUCAGAGCUCGGCAUUGAUUCUUCCGCCAUUGCCUAUAGCUCUGGCCACACUGCAGAGAACGGAAUGAGCUACGCGUAUGCGAAGCAGUAUCAUGACGGGGUUCCUCUGGCGAACGCCGUUGCGAAUGUGGCUUUCAAGAAUGGCAAAGCAGUUGUCUUUGGGUCAUCAUUCGUGGAUACUUCAAACAUAGCAUCAUCCGAGCCAUCCAUCGCUAUCGAUUCAAUUAUUAGUAAGGUUGAGGACGUGCUUUCUGCCACCUACAGUGGGGUGAACUCGCUCGAAUAUCUCGUCCAGUCGGAUGGGUCUAUUGCACUCACUCAUGUAGUUCAAGUCCGAAACGUCACCACCAAUGCAGGCUACGAAGCAUUUGUUGAUGCGCAUUCAGGAGAUAUCCUUGCCCUCACUGAUUUCCUCGCUGAAGCUACGUACACGGUGUUACCUAUAACUAAACAGAACGUGUUGGAGGGCGAAGAAACUCUGGUCGAUCCCGAAGACCUUGAUUCUUCUCCCAUAGGAUGGGUACAGAACGCUGAGACCGCCGGAAACAAUGUCGUGGCCUAUAAGGGAACUCCGACGAAUACGACUGUUGAAUCAUCCACCGACAUGUUUGAUUACCCAUAUGAUGUCGACUUCGACCCAACGGAGGGAGGUAACAUUGACGCAGCCCGUACCAACGCCUUCUAUAUCAUUAAUAAAGUCCACGACUUCACGUACAAGUAUGGCUGGACUGAGUCGGCGUAUAAUUUCCAAUUGGACAAUUUCGGGAAGGGAGGAGCUGAAGGAGAUCGUGUGCAGAUGUCCGUACAGGAUCCUUCAGGAUUCAAUAACGCUAAUUUUCUGACUCUUCCCGACGGUCAGAACGGUACUUGCCGCAUGUACAUUUUUACUUUGACUACCCCCCGUCGUGAUGGAGACUUUCAGAAUGAUAUCAUCGUUCAUGAGUUUACGCAUGGUCUCACUAAUCGUAUGACUGGCGGCGGAACAGCUCGGUGCUUGCAGAUCACUGAAUCUCGGGGUUUGGGUGAAGGAUGGUCUGAUGCGAUGGCAGAGUGGACGGAACAAAAGAGCGGGAACAUCACCGACUUUGUAACAGGAACCUGGGUCUUGAACAAUACUGCCGGUGUACGCCACUUCCCAUACUCCACAGAUCCUGCUGUCAACCCCCUCCGUUACUCGUCACUUGCUUCACUCUCCGAAGUUCAUGAUAUCGGGGAAGUAUGGGCUAACAUGCUGCACAACGUAUAUGCGGUGCUUGUUGAAGCGCACGGAUGGUCGGCGACUGCUAUGGACGAUGCGUCUGGGUCAGAAGGAAAUGUCGUUUACCUCCAUCUUUCAUCGAUGCACUUGCCCUGCAGCCUUGCAAUCCUACCUGUAAUCGUGAACGCGCGCGACGCCUGGAUCCAAGCUGACGUGAACGGCUACAAUGGGGCCAAUUCUUGCAUCCUCUGGAACGCGUUUGCGAGCCGUGGUUUGGGAAUGAACGCUGCGAACUACGUCGAUGAUGAGACUGUUCCUGACGGUUGUUAAGCACGGAGGUCAAGAACGAUUAACAUUGUCGGCAUAUGAGUGGUCGAAC